AGCUGUGACACAAUGGGUGUUUGCUCAUGAUCUCACAAGGGGAAGGGUUCUGCCAUGGCAUGAGGACCUGCUGCGAGGAGAUCAAGAAACGCAAGCCCUGAUAAACAUGCCAAAAAUGCACAUGAUGGGGAAUUUGUAGACUAUGGAAAUAAUACAAUCCAAGCAGCCAGCAAGAGGCAUGCAGCAGGAGAGGAAAAUGUGCAACAUUUGUUUUUAUUGAAAGAUCAGGAAAAUAAAAAGCCACAAGCUCCAGAACACCAUUCAGUAACACAAUAAAGCAAGAGACAAAAGAACACAAGCCUCCAAGCAUUUACAGCAAACAUUGCAGAUUCAUCUUUUAGACAGUUGGAGAAUUACUGUCUGACGGUAUCAAGAUACUUUUCUAAAGCUAAGAAGGAAUCUCCUUGUGAAUCACAUGUGGAGAUGUGGAUCUACAAAGCAAGCAUGUCUCUUUACUCUGGAGAUCAUCAUGUGCAAACGCCCUCAAACACAGGCAGGAGAAGAGCUGUUGGACCUAUCCAUAUUCAUCUCCACCAGGGCUUUCUACCUUCUAGUGAAGCACUUGGUUUCACUGUGCUGUCUUCAAGGGAACCUCCCACUCUGCCGCACCGGAUACAGCAAAGCAAAGCACAGCAGCAGCUCCAAAACCGGGUUCGGUCGGCUACCAUCAUUCAGGCAGCAUGGAGAGGCUACCAAGCUCGAAGAGAGCUGGAUGAAAUGAACAAAGCCGCUGUCAAGAUUCAGGCAGUGUGGAGAGGCUACCAAGCUCGAAGAGAGCUGGAUGAAAUGAACACAGCCGCUGUCAAGAUUCAGGCAGCUUAUCGAGGCCAUAGGAUACGGCAGGCAUUGCCCCUUGGGUUUUACAAUUGCUUAAGAGAUAAAAAGGCUGCACUGGGUGGAAAGAAGAAAGAAGAAGAGGGAGUUAUGUCAGAGCUUGGAGUGCCUGGCACCCUGGAGUGCAACAUGUUGUGUGAGGAAACCUCCCAUGCACCAGCUGCUACCUCCAAAACUGAGAGUCCAGCAGCCUCUCGCAGGGACAGACAUGGUCCAAGCUCUGAUAUUAUUCCUGGGGCAGCCGUCUACAAUCCAGAGGUUUAUCUCAUGCCCAGCAAAGCUGUGAACCAUGAGGACAGUUUACUUGCCUUUGAGAUUCUCCCAGCUGUGACGUCUGAACAGCAAGUCCAGAAUGCUGCAGAUCAAAUUCAGGCUGCAGGGGGAGAGCACCAAAGCAUAGAAGAGCUUGGUAAAAUGGAAAAAACAGCUGAGAAAAAAUCAGAGCAGAACCUGGUCUUAGCCUACAGUUGUCAACUCAAACAAAACCUUUGUGAAAAUCAUCACAUUUCAGAUAUAUGCAGUAUCACUGGAGUGCUGAAUUGGACUUCAAAGCCCAAAGACAUGGUGCCAUACCCCAAACAAAGCCUCACUGUGCAGAUAGAAAUGAAAAAGGGAGAAAAAGCAUCUGACACUGAGAGUGAAGCCCCAUCCAUUAGGAAGGUUGAUGUGCACACAGUGGUGAGGAACCUGCUGGGCUCCCAGCGGUGCCCCAUCUCCCUCCACGUGUCCAGUCCCAGCGGAACCGUGGAGUGCUCUCACAGGGACAUGGCCACGGGGCAGCUCCAUGGGCUGUACGCUGUCAGAGGACUUGGGGGCUUGCAACCUGCUUAUGUCUCCAUCUGCAUCAGAGUGGUGGAAGCAGGUAGGGAGGCAGGUGGGAGCUUGGCACGGUAGGAAAGCACCGAGGAGACCCAGCACUGAAACAUCUCUUCUCAUCCUGUCCUCACAGAGCUUGGCCGUGGCUGAAACUCUCGUCCUGGAGCAGCUCUGGCAGCAUCCACCAUGGGCUGCCAUCAGCCCUUCACACAGACCUCCUGCUGCUGCCUGCCGUGGUCACAUCUCUCAAGGCAAGCUCCAGUUGCUGUCACAAACCGGUCCAAGCAGAAGCGCAAGAUACGUGCACGCUUUUAGAGCUCGUUACUUGGCCUGGGGUACUCUUAGGCAACGCUGCAGCUACAAGCCCAUCGCUCUGGGAGUCAGUUUUCACACCACCACGCUGCUCUAGCAGCACGCCCAAUAAACGCCGUGCAGCGGCCGUGCCCGUGUGCUGCGCUGCCGCGUCCCGCCUGGGAGCGGAGCUGGAGCGGCGCGGAACGGAACGGAGGGAGCCGAGCGUGGAGCGGGC
Messenger RNA from Numida meleagris (helmeted guineafowl), 2179 nucleotides. RefSeq lists its product as uncharacterized. The record is from RefSeq and is a predicted model, not a curated record. Gene Ontology annotation, biological process: establishment of meiotic spindle localization; spindle organization; mitotic cell cycle. Gene Ontology annotation, molecular function: protein binding. Lineage: Eukaryota; Metazoa; Chordata; Aves; Galliformes; Numididae. Gene Ontology annotation, cellular component: spindle pole. The transcript has 2 exons. Bases 424 to 1728 code for a protein of 434 amino acids.